AUGGCUGACGAGCACGAGACCUUCGAGUCCGCCGACGCUGGCGCGUCGACCACCUUCCCCAUGCAGUGCUCUGCUCUGCGUAAGAACGGUCACGUUGUUAUCAAGAACCGUCCCUGCAAGAUUGUCGAGAUGUCCACCUCCAAGACUGGCAAGCACGGUCACGCCAAGGUCCACUUGGUCGCCCUCGACAUAUUCACUGGCAAGAAGCUCGAAGAUCUGUCCCCCUCCACCCACAACAUGGACGUCCCCAAGGUCAACCGUAAGGAAUACCAGCUUCUCGACAUCACCGACGAUGGUUUCCUCUCUCUCAUGAGGGAUGACGGUGACACCAAGGAUGAUGUCAAGCUCCCUGAAGGUGAGCUUGGUGAGAGAAUCCAGAAGAUGUUCCGUGAGGAGGAGAAGGACCUCAACGUCACCAUCUUGACCUCCAUGGGCGAGGAGUGCUGCAUGGACGUCAAGGAGGCCCCUAAAUAA
Messenger RNA from Aspergillus chevalieri, 474 nucleotides. RefSeq names its product Eukaryotic translation initiation factor eIF-5A. Gene Ontology annotation, molecular function: RNA binding; ribosome binding; translation elongation factor activity. The transcript has 4 exons. NCBI's taxonomy places the organism in Eukaryota, Fungi, Ascomycota, Eurotiomycetes, Eurotiales, Aspergillaceae. The record is from RefSeq and is a predicted model, not a curated record. The coding region runs from base 1 to 474 and encodes 157 amino acids. Gene Ontology annotation, biological process: positive regulation of translational termination; positive regulation of translational elongation.